AUCGCGACUGUCGUCAAGAAAGUGCAUUAGAAGCGAUGACUUUCAGCUUUGUAGACGUCGAGCUCCAGUACGAAAAGGUAAAAGGUCUCAGAAGGGAGGAUGUCGCGUACCUAAAAGAGUGGUUGCUAAGGCAACCGCACUUGCCUCAGUUGAGGGAGCUGGACAUAAUGGCCUUUCUUCAAAGUUGCGACUUCAGCAUUGAAAUGACCAAGGUGACCAUUGACAAUUACUACACGAUCAAAACUUUUUGCCGUGAAGUUUUUGGUCCACGCGAUGCAGAGAAAGUCAAAACCAUAGUAGAGCACUACCAGGUGGUGCCACUGCCAGAACCAACGGAAGAAGGUUACCUCAUCUUAAUGUCCGGGCUGAAGAACUCCAAUGUCGGCGUUUACUCUUUUGAAGAUUACGGGAAGGCCAUUGAUAUGGUUGGUCGAAUGACAUUAUACUCAAGGGGAGUAUUUAAUGGUGUAGUCAUUAUUUUUAACACGAAGAAUUUAACCUUCGGCCAUUUAACCAAACUGAACAUCUCACUGUUCAGAAAGUACUUGGUUUACCUUCAGGAAGCGCUUCCAGCUCAGCUUAAGCAAAUACACGUCAUUAACACUUCGAGCGUCAUAGAGAAGCUUUUGUCCAUUAUUCGGCCCUUUAUGAAGAGGGAGCUGUUCGAUUUGAUUCACGUGCACAGCGAUUACAAGGCGACUUUAUUCCAGCACGUUCGCCAAGCGCUCCUGCCACAAGACUUCGGGGGCUCCCAAAGGUCCACGGAUGACCUCCACGAUGAAAUUGCGACAUUGGUGCUGGAGAACAUUGACCUCAUUAGAGUGGAUGAGGCGAACCUUGUGGACGAAUCCAAAAGGUUGGUGAGGUGGACCAAGUCCGUAGGCGUCUUUGGUGUCGACGGAUCGUUUAAGCAAUUGGAAUUAUUAGAUUAAUUAGUUUGCCGCAAUUAGCGAUCUAAUUACACCCGUUCUUAUAAUGACACACGUACCAGUAUAAUGAGCUGGCGUAGUUACAAACACUAAUUAUAUUGAU
This is a messenger RNA of Photinus pyralis (common eastern firefly), 1032 nucleotides long. Its product is annotated as alpha-tocopherol transfer protein-like. Gene Ontology annotation, molecular function: phosphatidylinositol bisphosphate binding. NCBI's taxonomy places the organism in Eukaryota, Metazoa, Arthropoda, Insecta, Coleoptera, Lampyridae. Gene Ontology annotation, cellular component: membrane. Bases 36 to 932 code for a protein of 298 amino acids. The transcript is spliced from 6 exons. The record is from RefSeq and is a predicted model, not a curated record.